Aspergillus nidulans FGSC A4 is the source of this 872-nucleotide messenger RNA. RefSeq lists its product as uncharacterized. Bases 94 to 675 code for a protein of 193 amino acids. The transcript has 3 exons. The record is from RefSeq and is a predicted model, not a curated record. NCBI's taxonomy places the organism in Eukaryota, Fungi, Ascomycota, Eurotiomycetes, Eurotiales, Aspergillaceae.
UUCGUUUGGUUUCUCUGCUGAAUUUAAGUCUUCAGUUUUUCCUUCGAAGUUCUCUUCAUUGAAACCCACGUCUGUCGUUUCUGACUUAUCAAGAUGAAGGUCUCUCUCGUUACUCUGACCUCAGUGCUCGCCCUGGUUGCUGCCCAGGAUUCGUCUUCGUCGUCCGAGUCUUCUACCGAGACCUCUACUGCGCCGACCACUACUCCCAGCUUGACUGCUGCUGAACGAUGCGCGCUCAACUGUGGUGACAACGACCUCUGCUGCGUGGCCGCAUGUUACAGCGUGCCUUGCCCUAGCGACCAGCAGGCCAACAACACCAACACCUGUGUCUCGCAGUGCGACCAGGGUGACGGUUCCGAGGAGGACAUCCAGGCGUACGCUGAGUGCCAGGCUCGCUGCAUCAGCAGCACUUACUUCCCUGGCACUGUGACCGUCACUAGCGCUCCCACCGGCAGCUCAACUGGCUCGAACACCGCCACGACCACUAGCUCGGGUGACGACGCCGACAGCACUGAUGACUCCAACUCGGAUGAUUCGAGCGCCACCAGCACCAACGGCGACGAGGCAACCGCGACCGGCUCGGGCGACGAGCCCUCUGACACUAACGCUGCCGCCAGGCUCGGUGUCUCUGCUGCUGGUCUGGCAGGUCUCCUCAUGGCCGCUUGGGCUCUGUAAGGGCCUUGCCGAAGCAAUUCAGUCUGGUAUGAAGUGCGGUGCUGAUUGCACGAUUCACGGGCCAUGCAAGGCAUUAAUGGUUUGGAUGGAUUGGAACGUUGUCUGAUGGUUAUCUACAUAGUCUUUACUUCUACUCUCUAUUCUACUAAUCACUGAUCGAUACCAUAAUAAUUGAGUUAAUUAACCCUGUACUCCUU